Molecule: messenger RNA, 6437 nt
Organism: Struthio camelus australis
Lineage: Eukaryota; Metazoa; Chordata; Aves; Struthioniformes; Struthionidae
Source: RefSeq, a predicted model, not a curated record
GAUAAUGCAUGUGAGAAGACUUCAUACAUGUUUCUACGGAAAGAACUUCCUGUGCGACUAGCUAAUACCAUGAGAGAAGUUAAUUUGUUGCCUGAUAACUUGCUUAACAGGCCUUCAGUUGGGCUAGUACAGAGUUGGUACAUGCAGAGUUUUCUUGAGCUUUUAGAAUAUGAAAAUAAAAGUCCUGAGGAUCCUCAUGUUUUGGAUGACUUUUUAGAUGUUUUAAUUAAAGUCAGGAACAGACACAAUGAUGUGGUUCCCACCAUGGCGCAAGGGGUGAUUGAAUACAAGGAAAAAUAUGGCUUUGAUCCAUUUGUUAGCAGUAACAUCCAGUAUUUUCUAGAUAGAUUCUACACCAACCGCAUCUCUUUCCGUAUGCUUAUUAACCAACACACACUUCUUUUUGGAGGAGACAUUAAUCCUGCUCAUCCCAAACAUAUUGGAAGUAUUGAUCCUAAUUGUAAUGUGGCUGAAGUGGUUAAAGAUGCUUAUGAAACAGCUAAGAUGUUAUGUGAGCAGUACUAUCUGGUUGCACCAGAUCUGGAAGUUGAAGAAUUCAAUGCUAAAGCUCCAAACAAGCCCAUUCAAGUAGUCUAUGUACCAUCUCAUCUGUUUCAUAUGCUAUUUGAAUUAUUCAAGAACUCAAUGAGAGCUACAGUGGAACUGCAUGAAGGUAAGAGAGAAGGCUAUCCAUCAAUCAAAACCUUAGUCACUUUGGGGAAAGAAGAUCUAUCUAUUAAGAUAAGUGAUCAAGGUGGAGGCGUACCUUUAAGAAAAAUAGACAGGUUGUUUAACUACAUGUACUCUACAGCACCCAGGCCUAGUUUGGAGCCAACGAGAGCUGUGCCUUUGGCUGGAUUUGGCUAUGGCUUGCCAAUUUCUCGUCUUUAUGCCAGAUAUUUUCAAGGUGACCUUAAACUCUACUCAAUGGAAGGAGUCGGUUCAGAUGCUGUAAUUUAUUUGAAGGCCCUUUCAAGUGAAUCAUUUGAAAGACUUCCUGUUUUUAAUAAGUCAGCAUGGCGACACUACAAGACCACACCUGAAGCAGAUGACUGGAGCAAUCCUAGCAGUGAACCGAGGGAUGCUUCUAAAUACAAAGCUAAUCGAUAAUUUCGCACCCUUUGUCUCUCCUGGAGAUGACCUCUGCGUUCAGUAUAAAGUCUCUGCUUUGUUCCAAAAUCCUUCAAACCACAGUAGCCAAUUACUUCCAAACAAAGACCUAAUCAGUUCUUUGAAAAAUAGUAAGAACAAAGUGAUGAUUGGGACUUAAAGGAAGGCACUAAGCGCGUUUGGUAUGUGAAUUCUGUCUGCUUUACCAGAAUAUGCUUGGCUGGUUCAGUCAUGUGUUGACAGAAGGGACUGCACAGUGAUUGCACUGAAGAUUACAAUGUUAUAUUUGAAAUGGCCGAUUUUUAUUACAGUAUAAGAAUUGGCAAGAUGUGCAGAAUCCCUUUUAAUGAUGAAAACUAUCUUACACAGCAAUAUGGCAUAAGAGAAAAAUUCUAGUGUAGUUAAACAUAUGCUUAGAAAAUGCACUCUUUGCUGCAUUUGAUAUUGCACAGUGUCACCUCUUACGGAAAAUCCCUUUGAGCUCUUCUGAUCUUAUACUUAAUGAGCUUAUAAAUGCAUAGUUCUAAAAAGGGUUGUGCAGCUUUAAACUGAUGCUUUCCCCAAAUUUCCAGAUCCAUUUGUCAAGUGCAUACAAAAAUUAUGUUCUUAAAGGCAUUGUGACUUUCACUUCUUGGUAUGCACCUUAAUGAAUUUCUUGACUUGCACAAGAAUGCCAAAUGAUAAAUCACGUUAAUUAUGCAUUUGUAAACAUUUUUCCUUGUCCUGAGGAAAGAUCAUAAGCAGUUUGAUCAUCUCUCCGUGCUUUCAAGAAUUCUCAUCAAUAUGGGAGGGGGGAUUAAAUUUCAUGUUCAUUGCCUGUUGUUUUUUGGGGUGGGGAUGAGGGGAAGGGAAAGAAAUGCUGAGAGGCCAGACAGCCAGUCAUACAAAUGAAUUUGCCUUAAGAAUGUUGGUCACUUGGAACCUGAUUAGUAUAAAACCUGUAAAUAGUUUGCAAAGUUAUUUAUAUAUUCAAUGUCUAACAAUAGUCUGGUAAUUUGAAUUUGUAGUGUAUAUAAAGAUGUUGUACACCAGCUUUUGGAAAGUGUCAUUGGUCUAAAUAUCUGAAACUGGAUGUGUGGGAGGGAAAAGAAAAGAUAGAUGAUGCCAGAUUAAAAAAAAAAAAAAUCAAAGAGGAAAAACCUAAAUAAUUAACAUCCUCUGAAAUUUGUUGUAAGCAUUGCUGUUGAGUGUUAGGAAACUGUACUUCACUAAGUCUCUACCAAAAAAUGUUUCUGAUCUUAUGGCUCUUCAGAAGAAUUUAUGAGGUUAGAAGUUCUGGUGAUAUCCUAGCCACGGGAAUAAAGGUACAUGAGUUGUAAGCAGCUCUGCACCCUCAAUUUCUCUUAGGUGUUUUGAUAUUUUUUUGAAAGAUACUGCAGAUUUUAACAAGGAAAAAUGAAACCUAUUUGCUUGAACUGUGGAGGAACUAUCCCUUUUGUCCUCCUGAAUAUUUAUUUUUGUAAAGAACUGGUCUGUUAGGUAAACAGGGAAAAGCUGAGAAAUUUCUAGAUCUUUUUAAUGAUAGUACUUUGCACUUACAUAGCACAUUUCAUCAAAGGGUUUCAGAGAGUUUUGAGCAAUAAGUUUCUUAUAUCCCCAUUUCUGAGAAGCUGAAGUCCUUAUCCUGCAAACCCUUACGCUCAUCUGUUGCGGUCAGUUCAAGAAUUUGUACAUGAAUAGUUCAGGCAUUUGUGGGGCUUGAGGUUUCUCUACACUGCUUGCUUAAGUGGUGUUGGAGUACCCAGUUGUUUGGGCACCGUCUCAUAUGCAUCUAUGCAGACUGCUGCAGCACUAUCUGGAGACAGAGAUACCAGAGUGACUGCUGACGGCUUUCUGACUUGUUAGCUGGUAAGCAGUGCCCUCCUUAGCCCCUUCUGUCAGCAGGCUGGAGGAGGGAUCAUGCUGAUGAGACCGUCCUGUUCUGUUUCCCAGCCACACUUGUUUAACCCUAGCGAGGAGAUCUUUACAUGGCACAGGGAAGGUGUACCUUGCAUAUCCUCCAGAGCAUUUCCCAUGACUGCAGACGCUGCUGCAGAGUAGGCAAAUUGCUAUUCAAGUGAUACAGCUAUGCUGCUGUGGAGAAAUCAGUGUAAUAGGUUUGCCUUGAAACAUCAGUUAAAAGUCUCAUCUACUAAAAUUUAGUCAGUUAACUUCUGCCCUCACCACAACUUCCUACUGUUCUUUGAAUUCAAGCUUUCUACAAAUAAUAGAGGAAAACUUACUUAGAAAUGGAAGUUCAUGAUGAAACAUGAAAUUCAUGAUUUUUCUGGUUGUGUGGUCAGUUUUUCCUGGAACUUUACCUAAAAUGUUCCAAAGAAUAAGAUCAUUUGUUUAAGAAGCUUAAGUUUAGCUUUUGUUAGAAGUCAUAUUUUUGAAGUAAUAAAAUCUCACCUGGUGCUUCUUUUUGACCAUCUCCUUACAAAAAGAGGAGGAGGAAUGGAAAGGAUGCAGGGAUAUUGAACACUAAGUGAAUGUUAAGCAUGGAAACCAAUAAAUGAGAAGUGAAGAUACUGCAGAGGAUAUUAUAUUGUAUUGUUAGUCAUUUCACUACUUUUUCCACCAAAACAACUGACUGGGCUUUCAGGACUAACGGAACUGCUCUAGUACUUUGAAGAGUCGAGUCCCCUGAAAUGGCAGCUAUUUCCAACAACCCUGAGCAUGACCAAGCAGUUCAGAAAAGGAAGAGAGAGCACAAGAAAUGCAUUUUUCUUUCCAUUUUUCAAGGUCUGUCCUUGGGAAUUUUGCUGAGUGUGAGCAAGAAGUAACUUUACUCUCUCUCUCCAGCCUUGUCUAGACAUCCUGUGUUUUAAUAGAAAUCUCGGGUCUGCUGUAAAUUGUACCUCACUCAUUGUCCUCAUGCCAUGUUCCUACACAGGGAUAUCUGAAAAUUGUCUUAGGAACCAACAGCAACAGACCUAUGAGUAGAAGAGAGUUUUCCCAUGGGUAUGCCUGAAAAAUGAGGGUGGAUACAUUUUUUGAUCUGACUGGUUUAACUACGGAUUCUGUUCUCUUUUUUGGUCACUUCUGGCUUUGACUGGAAUCUGUUGCAACUCUCUCAGUAUUUUGGGGCAGUGAAUUGAAAACUUUUUAUGAUACAAAAAUGUGUUUCUUUGUUAUGGAUUUUGGAUGUAUGGCCUGCUAAUGUUAUCGCAACCUGUUUGUCUUGAGUUACAGGACACAGUAAUUAGAAAAAAAUGUUUUCAGUGAAAAUGCGUUGUAUCUGUUGUGCUUAGUGAUUAACAGAAACAAUCUGAGCAAGAGAUGCUUGCUCCUUGAUUCUUCCUGAGAAUUUACAACCGCUUUGUGUGUCUUAGUGUAAACGGAAUAGUUUAGCUUUUUCUUCUGGUGUGCAUUUUCUGGUGUAUCUGUCUUAAAUAUAAUUAUUAAUGCCCUGUGUAGUUUAAUACUAAUAGAUACUGAAGCCUCUCCAAAUCUUAUACAUAUUUCUGCUCCCUGUUUCUUCUAGAUUUUGCUUUAAGACUAAAAAGGGUCUUUCAGAGUCAGCACUUCCUAAUAAUUAUUCAAAAAAUAUUGAAAGGCUUACACAAGUGUUGUUUUACAACUCAGGUUCACAGUCCGUGCCUCUGUACUUGACUGUGAUGAUCUAGAAUUGUACCGAGAAGGUCUUUAUCCUUCUGCAGUUUGUGCUACCUCUUGGGUGAUGUUUAAAGCAGAUUCCUAGACAUAAAAGUUUAAGGAAUAUGGCUAUUCGUUCUAGUGGUAUUGCAAAACUCAAGCUACUUUUUGGCUGUAUAAGCUACACUGAUGCUCUAACUACGUAACGUAAUUUUCAUUGUCCUCAGUGGUGUGCAGAAUUGGUUUGCUCUGAAACAGCUGUCGCUUUCUCAAAAAAAAAAAAAAAAAGUGAACAAAGUGAUCGUUUCUCGCUGUAGUGCAAUCUCCUAUUCUAUUCACCUCAACCCAAACUUAAGUGUUUAGGGUGAAAUCUUGACCUCGUAGAUAUAGAAGACAUUUUAUCCCCUUGCCCUUAAUAAGCACUUUUAGAUCCUUACAUGCUAGGUGCUGUAGAGUGCAAAGUGGUCUUGACAGAUAUAAAUCAUUUUGUAGAAAACUGCCUAAAUGUUUAUUUUUAGUUACAUUUCUCUCUUGACAACAGCCACGUCUGAUUGUGAGAUGUUCAGUUAGUAUGCAUGUUUCCUUGGUUGCUGCACAGAUGCAGUAGUUUCUAAUGGCUCUACAUCUCCUGUUCUUGACAUAUUCACUUACCGGUGAGUUAUAUAUCUAAGCAUGUUUUAGCAGAAGUUAAGAAAACGUGAUGGCAGAUGACAAAAUGGUGUAUUACUGAAUGCAAAGAUGAAUUUAUUCACAAAUGAGGAAUACAGUCAUUAUGUGGUGACUUCAGGGCUGAAUCUUGGAAAUACUUGCACAAGUAACUGCUUAGGAGAGUAAUCUCACUUAAGUGGAUCUGCUUUCAGGAUCAGGACCCAAGCUGUUGAUGUUAAUUAAAAAAUGAAGGUUUAUGUAACUAAAGUAACUUUCUAAUUAAAAAUAGCUAGGAAAAUUUAGAGUUCAUAUACUUCACAUGCAGUAUUAUGCCUUAAAAGGUCUCAGAAAUUGGCAUAGAUAAAACUUGUUUGUUAAUUAAAUUUUUUGUAGUGUCAGUAGGAUUGAUUUAUUUGAUUGUGAUAAUUCAGAUGUUUUCAAGCUCGUAUCAAAUGCUUUAUUAAAUUUUUUUUCCUUUGAGCUGAAUACUGCUGAAAGGUGCCAGACUGACAGUCCUUAAAAUUCAUACCCUCUUGUUUACAAAUCAUAUUAUAAGAUGGGCAGUGGCAGUGCAAAUUUCCUCAUGGUGCACUGUUUGUUAGUACUUUCAGCGGUUUAUUUAGCAAGGGCUGUCCUUAGGUGAGAGACCUGCUAGCCGUUUCAUGCUUGCCUUCUCUGCUGAACAAAGUGCUCAAUUUGUGCAAAUCGUAUUGGGUUUUAUGAUGUGCGUUUCUAUCAGUAAAAGUCAAGUGAAUUUGCUCUUGGCGUUGGCUACUGAGCAGAAGCUGCAUGAUACUAGCCCCAGUCGCUGGUGAGCUGGUCUGUAUUGUAUGUAGCAUCCAAGAGGGAAGGAGAUCUCACGCUGCUGUUCCUCUGAGGUGACAGCGUUCAGACUACCGGUUUGAAUGAACUGAACUUUUUAAUGGAGGAGGGGGAGCCUAAUUGUUCAUGAGAUUACUUGGUGAUGUUUUAAAUUUUAUUUUGUGUCUUCUGUAACUUGUGUUGGAAUUGUUUCUAGUCUGGUAACCAUGUACAUAAUUUGUGUAUGCUCUUACUGUCCUUUUUUCUUUUCAUUGCUGUCAAAUAAAAAUAUGUAAAAACUA